This is a messenger RNA of Penicillium nucicola, 3528 nucleotides long. RefSeq lists its product as uncharacterized. Gene Ontology annotation, molecular function: ATP hydrolysis activity; DNA binding; ATP binding. The record is from RefSeq and is a predicted model, not a curated record. Gene Ontology annotation, cellular component: nucleus. NCBI's taxonomy places the organism in Eukaryota, Fungi, Ascomycota, Eurotiomycetes, Eurotiales, Aspergillaceae. The coding region runs from base 1 to 3528 and encodes 1175 amino acids. The transcript is spliced from 2 exons.
AUGGCUAUGGGAUCCGACGAACAGCAAGUCCUGCAUCCCUUUUUUCGACAAGAAUUCGGACUUUCUGUUAAAUCUACGCAUCCCAAUGACCUGCCUCCGACAACUAAUACCCAGCCAAACGAGGCUACACCGAGAAGCAACGAGAACUCAGCUUGCGAACAGAGACAGCAUAACCCCACGGAAUACAAAAUCAAAGCUUCGCAACACGCUAACGAGAGCUCCAACGACAUUGAAGAAGAUCCCAACGAAACAAGAAGGAAGAGGCGGAAGACCGAUAAAACCCAACCUUCAGAAACAACCGCAACCUCCAAUGUUGGAAUUUCAGCAUGGCUCGGUGGUGGCCUCCCUGAGGCCAUGACGAAAUCCGCCGAUAUUAACGAUACCGAUGUCGAUUUACCUUCUCAGCCUCUGCUGGCAGAGGCCCAGCUCGAUACAAAUGCAGCCACAAUUUCGACUUCUACGCAACAAGACAGCCCAGAUAAUCCAAUCGGAAGGUCAUCAGCGAGACAGAAGACUCUGAAAUUGAAUUCAAAAGGGAAAUUCCUCUCGUCACCUGCUUCAAGCCCUCCUCGAGAGACGAAGAGGGGGACAGGCAAGCGAGGAAGGCCCGCAAAAAUACGCUCAAAACUGGUAGUCUUCAAGUACAGAGUUGGUUCAGAAGUCAAGACCGGAGAACUUGUUGAUAACAUCCUGAGUGGCAAAUUGGUUCAUCGUCGUGUGGUCCCUGUUGCCAAACCUACUCUGCCGUCACGCAAGCCAGCAACGAUAAAAUCCUCAAAACCAACCCAUCCAUUCUUUUCAAAAAAGGAUGCACACAAGACCGAUAUCCAGAGUGCUACCGACUCAAAACAACAACCGCAAGAUGGCUUAAAUACAGCAGCCGGGACUUUAGACAACAAGAGACGAGUUGUUGCCGGUUCGAUACCCUCUUUCUCUACAUCUGUCCGCCGUGCGUCCAAAUUUCCCGAACUUCUCGAUCCACUAUGGCCUCCACAAGAUUUCGUGCACGUCAGAGACUUCUGCCCAUCUGAUAAUACCACAGACACGCUAUGCCGGAUUGAGAAUGAUCGAAAGAAGUCGAAGAUUGCGGCGAUGUCAAUUAGAGACGAAGAAAGUGUGCUGCUCACUGGGAUUGCUGAGGCAAGAAGGAUUGCCAUUAAAUCGGAAAUCUCGCAAGACAGCGUUGUUUCUCUUCGACAUCCCAUUCGACAUGUUGCAAGUAAUCAGAUAUUGCGUUCAGCAAUGGAGAAACAAAUGUCUUGGUCCUCGCCGAACCCUCGUUUUCCUUGGAACGCUUCCAGUCCACCUCUCGCCAAGAUUGAAACCUCACUUCUCUCGUCAGUCUCAGCAUUCGAUUGCGGAAAAUACGAAACCCAGCUUUGGACACAGAAGUACGCUCCUAAGGCGGCAGAAGAAGUUCUUCAAUUUGGUCGUGAGCCGCAGAUGCUUCGAGACUGGCUACGCCAUCUUACAAUCACGGCGGUAGACACAGGCAAACCACCGAAAGACACUUCCAAAUCCAAAAUCAAACGCGACAAGAAGCGAAAAAAGCGACAAAAGGCCGACAAGCUCGAUGGAUUCAUUGUGUCAAGCGAGGGAGAGGCCUCAGAGAUGGACACCAUGUCUGGUUCAGACGAUGAGCUCGCUGGAGGUGUGACUCAGCGGACUGUGGUUAGAUCGGGUGACAUGGCUGCAUCAGAGAAAAUCCAAGUCAGUAAUGUGAUUCUCUUGAGCGGCCCUGCAGGUUGCGGCAAAACUGCUUCUGUCUAUGCCGUUGCUAAAGAGCUUGACUUCGAGGUCUUUGAGAUUAAUCCCGGAAGCCGUCGAAGCGCCCGGGAUAUGUUGGAGCGAGUAGGAGACAUGACCCAAAACCACCUAGUCCAUCUUCUUAAUGAAUCGGAAACCCCAACGGAAAGCUUGAAGGAUGAUGGGAAGCAGAAUAAGUUGAUGAGCUUCUUCAAGGGUCCGUCUAAAUCAAAACAGCCUGAAAAUCAACCUGAACCAAGCCCGAUACCAGAAGCAGACCCAAAACGCCCAAGACAACAAAAGCAAUCGUUGAUUCUGCUCGAAGAAGCGGAUCUGCUUUUCGAAGAGGACAAACAGUUCUGGACUGGAGUCCUUACUCUCAUUGCUCAAUCACGACGACCAAUCAUCAUCACCUGCAAUGAUGAGAGUUUAAUCCCCAUUCAGGAUAUGUCGUUGCAUGCUAUCCUACGCUACCAAAAGGCUCCUCAGGAUCUCGGUGUUGACUACUUGCUUCUCAUUGCCGCCAGCGAAGGUCACAUUUUGAAGCGGGAGGCUGUUACCCGCCUUUAUCAGGGCAGUGGAAAGGAUCUUCGAAAGUCUCUGAUGGACCUCAAUUUCUGGUGCCAGAUGGGCGUUGGUAGUGAAAAAUCAGGUCUCGACUGGCUCCUCCCUGCAUGGCCACCUGAGUCUAACGUUGACUUCAACGGGGAUCGAGUUCGAGUCCUUAGUCUGAAUACCUACGAACGUUUUAUGGGAUGGUUCAACCGCGACAUACUUUCAAGUGAAGACACAUUGGAGCAGGAAGCAGAAAUCAACCGAAACACCUUGCAUUGGUGGGGGAUGGGACUUCAAGAAUCGGAAGAUGUGGGUGGCAGGAGUGACGUUGAACUCAUUCCACCUGCUCAAUUCCAAUCGAGCUCUAAGACAGCCCAGCUUGACAUGCUGUGCCGUGAAGCCGAUUACUUUGAGAUGAGAAGCUCAUUGGAUAUCCUUUGCUCCAGCUGCUCGAUCGAUAUGAAUAAUGUAAGUGGGAUUCGUACCUUGGUAGACACACCAACUCACCUCCAGCAGGAUGACAUUGAUAUCUCCGCGCCACCUCUUCCUGAAGGCCACCGAUCCAACUACCUCGACACAUACCCGCUCCUUCAAUCAGACCUGCGUGUCGAACAUUCAUCGAUCAGUGAAUCCGUCAGCACCACUUUCAAUGCCUUGCUAAGCCAAACGUUCCGCCCAACCACCAAAACCGACCUUGAAUCAUCAUACGCUAGUCGAAUCGUGGGCAAGUUAGUUCGUUCUGGACAACCCCAAAUCACUCCUCCAUCCACCCUACCCCAGUUCCAGCGCAUUUUCGAAACCAUCAUGCGCCCCAGUUAUGCGAUGCUUGGCCCCACUCGACCCGCCCCAUCCUUUGAGAAUGGACUCGCAGCCAUCACAGAAGACCUGGCUCCGUACAUCCGAGGAAUCAUGGUAUUUGACGGACGCCUACACCAAUACCGCCAGCAGCUGUAUGAACUCACAGCACAACAACAUCGCGGCGAGAAGCGAUCCCGAACCACACGAGCCAGUCGCGCUGCUCUCGAAGGCGGCGACAAAUCCUCGACGCGCAAGGAGAGGUGGUUUGCCAACGAGGCGCCCUAUUAUCAAAUUCAAGCCACGGCAGGACCGGGCUGGCAACAUGUAUUACAUCAAAUGGGGUACUUUCAUGUCCAGCCCGUGAUCGAGCCGAGCACUGAGACCAGCGAGCCAAUGUCUAUCAACCAGAUUAUUGAGAAUGUCCAGUGA